AAAAAUGAUUGGCAGGUUCUCCCAUAGCUCAACAGCAUUGAUACGAAAGACUUAAAAGACUGACCGAAGUGGAUUGUGAGCUUUUAAAUAAAUACAUAAAUAAGAAUAUUGUAAACGGAGGAGCCGCGAGAUUUCUUAUAUCAAGUUUAUGGUUAGGGAAAACAAGACAUUGACUUUUAAGCAGCUUCUAAAAGACUGUUUUUCAGUUGUAACGGUGGCUCCCCCCACUUCUUGUUCAGCCUUUUCCGCCUGCUCGCUGCGCUGUCACCCGUCCUCGUGCUGUCGGUUUGAUCCCCGAUCCGUGGCGUUUCAAGUGAAGUUACAUGGCGUCUGCAAAGAAGGCCAGUGAUGACUGAAGAGAAGCUAUCAGCAAUGGAGUUCGAUCAGUGGAUAAGCUGUGAAAAAAUAGCUAUUCUCCAAGGUGGAUUUUUGCUUUCUCAGAAGAACUAUCAUCCUAGGUUGCUAUGCACACUAACAAAAAGUGACUGGCAGACUGUUGGACAACCAAUAGUGCAAUCUGUAGAGGAGAUUAUCCGUUCACAAAAUCAGGACUGCUCAAGUGGGACACAGUGUUGGAAGAAGAUUGUAGCUGUCUUGUGGAUAAAACUGCUGAAGUCUAAAGUGCCAGACAGCAGUUUAGAUCUAGACAAGAGAUGGAAGGAAGACAUUUUUUUUUCUAUAGAUAACAUACUUCCAGCAAUAAACUACACUCUUUUAUUUGAGCUAUUGAAGUCUCUAUGGGCAUCAGAGCUGUUUAUUGAAUUUCUCUUUGCACUGCCAGAGGAAACUUUUUACAGGGCACUCAAAAAAUGGGUGGAUCAUAUACUUAGUGACACUUCCACUGAAGAUUUGAAAUUUUUCUUGGAUUGCUGGUGGGAACUACUGAGAUUCAGGCCCAAUGACAAUGAAGAGGAUCAUGUAAUACAACUCUUCUCUUCUGAAGUGCUGAAAUGCAUAUCUGAAGAGUCAUCUUUGCAGGCUCCUAAAAGGUUCAAGGUAGACCCUGAUGCCACUCAGCCGCACUGUGCAUUUCUUUUACUGUUUGAUGCUUUGAAGGUGAUGGCCGGUCACAUUUCCACUUUUGAAACUCGGUGCAUGGCCAUGGCAAAUAUCUUGGACAGUCUGUACACGGCAUUUCUACUAGAUAACAGUACUGUCCUUCCCAUGGAUGUUUAUUUGAAGAAGAUUGUAAAAUAUGUGGGAAUACUGGGUUUUUCUAAAGAAAGUCACAAAAUUGACAAACUGACUGACAUUAUAAAAAAGGCUGAGAAAGAAUUAUCACCAUCCCUGAAGCCAUCCCAUUUAAAACCAAGGAAUUCCUCUCUUUCAGUGUUUUUAAAUAUUUUUAUAGAGCUACUUAAGCUAUGGAGCCUCACAAGUGAUGCCCAGUACUCCAUGGAGAAUUGUCAUCCAUUAACAGUUUUCAGGCUAGAAGAAGGUAUUCUUCAAGUACAAGAAGCAUUGGGUGCAUUGUCGCCAUCCAAAAAGUUGUUAGUAUGUGAUGUGAUUCAGCAUUUACAGGAGUGGCAUUCAGUCUGUCAAUUUCCUGAAAGCGCUUCUUGCUUGGUUAGUGAUGUAAUACUGCACCUUGUGGUAACAGCCAUCAUAAAUAAUCAUCUGGAUAGGCAUAAAGAAGCAUGCCUUAUGUUUUCAUCUAAAGAAAGUUGGGUACUUGCUGGGGACGAGUGGAUAACAUGUUUAGAAAGCAAUCAGGAUGCAUUCAGAGACCCAUUUCUAAUACUUGAGCUAGCUUCAACACUAGUGAAGGCAUGUUCAUGUAACCCCAUGACUGAUAGUUUUUUGCAAAUGAAGAAGCUAAAGAGUAUUAUUGUGAGUCUGUUUUCUGAACUCUCCCUCAGUCAGAAAAAUAUGCUACUUAGAGAAGUGUUUUCCAAAUGGGGUCGUAAAGGCUUGUGUGGCAGCUUGCCAGGCGAACUGACUGCUGGUUUUGGGAGAGAGCUUAACUUGGCUUUUAAUUGCAUCACUCAGACUGAAACUGAGCACCACUUUGAGAAUGCUGUCUCUAGUGUGGCCAUGGUGGCCUUUCAGAACCCAGAAGCUACAUUGCAGAGAGCGUGUCAUUUAGCUGUGGUCAACCGUGGCUCUCACAGACUCAUCAGCCUAAUUUUGAAAAAUCUUCCUUGUUUGAUUUAUGCUGGUGAUUCAUUGUCAGAGUCAUCUUGUAGUUUUUUUGUCGAUUGUCUCCUGGACACUGUGUGGAGGAAGCUUUCUUCCUCACUGGAAGAGGAGCAGUUUAUAGACUUCAUUGAGGCCUUCUUAGAACCACAUCAUGUUACUGGUAACAAUGGGCAGGAAGAGGUUCAAUCACUGCCACCAGCAGAUAUAGUGAAGGCGUUUGUUCUUCCUUGUCUGUUGGACCAGUCCUUUAACCUUGAGCUCUGCCUGAAAAUUCUUCAUAUAGCUAUGUCGCAAAAAAACAGACAAGAUGAUACCAUUACAGAGCACUGGAUUUUGGGUUGCUCACCUUUCCCCCUUCUGUAUUCUCUUUGUCAGCUGCUAGAUUCAUGCACAAGCUCUUGGCAAGAGAACACAGUUAAUUUCAGCACUACCAAAGUCAGUCUGGAAGUAAAAGACCUCCUAAUUAACACCCUUGAAAUGCUUUGUGAUGUGGUUGGUGAAAUUGUUGAAUCUUCUCCAGGCACGUGGUCCCGUUCUAUUUUCUGGCUUUAUGACAAAGUUAAAUCCGUAGACUGGAGUGUUCGUCUACGGCUCAAGAGUGUGUGGAAGCAUCACUUCAAAAACGAGGUUCCAGAAGUUCAGUUUACUGUCUGCAAUCUCCCAGAACUUGAGUAUGCAGGGAUUGACAUUCCAGAGUAUGGGCCUGGAACUGGGCUAUUAGCAUGGCUUGAGUGUUGCUGUCUCUCCGAUAUCAUGAGAGAUCACAUGUUGGAGUAUCUGGUUGUCAACUUAAAGAGUGCAGAAGAGAUCAACAUGUUUAGCAAAGGCUUCAUGCUGGUACUAGUUCAAGCAAUGCCUUGGUGUAGUCCUGCUGAGUGGAAACGUUUAAAACAUGUGGUAGACAAACUUAUGCAAGAUGGAAUCCUACAUGUACCAUACACACUGGAGUAUGUUGAAUUUAUGCCAAUGCUCAACCUCAGACCUUUUGUAUAUGAUCUUCAGCAUUCCAUGUUACUUCUAAGAGUUUUUCAAUUAUUAUGCAGUUCCAGCUGCUCUAAUUGGUUGACUCAUGAUGGCUGGCAGCAUGUAGGAAGACUUUAUUCAGCCUCUGUGAGAGGAAUCUUAGAUUCUCUAAAAAGGAAGGUGCCUGCUCCCAAGAAUCUAGAUCACCACACAGAUGAAAGUCUAGAUUUGAACAAAGAAGUCCAGUUUGUAUUGGUGCAGUUGUUCUGCCACCUUCUACAUGUUAUGGUUAUGAUGCCUCAAGAGACAUAUGAGCCACUAUACGUGGCCUCUUUGGAGGUUCUGUCUGAAUAUGAAUCAACAGCAGGUAAUCUCUCCUUUCUUAGCAGAGCUAAUACCAGACAAUUCUUGCAGUCCAUUGCUGAAAACUUGCCGAUUGUAGAACAACGCACAACCCUCCUUCAGAAGAUUGACCGUUUUUAAGCUCUGUCCCAUGCACAGAAUGUCAGGGUUUAUUUUAAGGUCUUUUCUUGUACUCUCAUUUUUGUUUUCUAAAAAUAAAAGUGUAUGUCUCUUCA
Molecule: messenger RNA, 3680 nt
Organism: Polypterus senegalus (gray bichir)
Lineage: Eukaryota; Metazoa; Chordata; Cladistia; Polypteriformes; Polypteridae
Gene: gemin4
Product: gem (nuclear organelle) associated protein 4
Exons: 2
Coding region: 349-3585 (1078 amino acids)
Biological process (GO): rRNA processing; spliceosomal snRNP assembly
Cellular component (GO): SMN complex
Source: RefSeq, a predicted model, not a curated record